UGUGUUGCGACAAGCAGAAGUCUGAUGACUCAUUUGGAGGCUGACUCGAGAAAACAGCUCCCUCUUAGCACAGAUUUCUCGUUUCCCCCGCUUUAUUCCUGAGUGGGUGAAGCAGGCUCACGCGCCAGUCCCCAUCAUUAGCUGCCCGGGGCGAGGAAGACCUGCCGGACGCGUCGCAGACCUGCGCGAGCGCUUAUUUCGCUACCCCUCCCCAACGCGGUAUCGUUCUAGCUCGUGCGGCGAAGCGAAGUGCCAUGCCAGUGAGCGCGUUUAUGCGUGUCACCCUCCGAUGCCUACCGACGAGCACUAGAUGCGGUCAAAAUGUGGGGGUGGCGGAGACUCUGACUAUGUUUCUGCUCUAAGCAGACGAGGGGAAUGAAGACGGUCAGGCUAUUUUGCCUAAGAAAAGGGGAUUGGUAAAUGUUUUUACCGAAAUAUUUAACGAUCAUGCUUUAUUUUCAGCUGGUGAUAAUGGCGGGGACAGUCAUGCUGGCAUAUUACUUCGAGUACACCGAUACGUUCAACGUGCACGUCCAAGGAUUUUUCUGCUAUGACAACUCCUACACGAAGCCCUACCUUGGACCAGAGGAAACGAGCGCUAUCCCACCCGCCUUGCUGUAUACGUUGGUUGCAGGUGUCCCGACACUUGUGAUAACGGUGACGGAAGCAGUGCUGUUCCUGAUGCUGUACACAUCAAAAGACCCAGACAGUCGAAGGAAGACCAUCGUGACCGGAGACUGCUGUUACCUCAACCCUGUGGUGCGCAGAACCUUCCGCUUCUUGGGUGUGUAUGUGUUUGGCCUCUUCACCACGGACAUCUUUGUGAAUGCCGGCCAGGUUGUAACGGGGAACCUGGCCCCUCACUUCCUCACAGUGUGCAAGCCCAACUACACAGCACUGGGCUGUCAGCAGGCUCUGCGCUAUAUCAGCCACCAGGAGGCUUGCACAGGCAACGAGGAUGACAUCCUACGCGCCCGCAAAACCUUCCCCUCCAAAGAAGCAGCGCUCAGCGUCUACGCUGCCCUCUACCUGGCUAUGUACAUCACGUGCUCAGUGAGAGCCAGAGGAACAAGGCUGGCCAAGCCGGUCAUGGCGCUAGGCCUGAUGUGCUUGGCCUUCCUCACAGGCCUCAAUCGGGUGGCAGAGUAUCGCAAUCACUGGUCAGAUGUAAUCGCCGGUUUCAUCAUUGGCGUGGCCAUCGCCACCUUCCUGGUUGUGUGUGUGGUCCAUAACUUUAAAGGCACGGUGCUGUUAAGUGAAGACCCUCAGCAGGAGAGUGUGAGCAGCGGUGCCAUGAUGAGCAUGCCCCGGGUGGAGAGCCCCCUGGAGAAGUACAUGGCCUCACAGAUGGAUGAGCUGAGGGCGGAAGAGGAGGACACUGCACCCCGCUCACUGAAAGGGCACCUCCUGAAGCUCUUGAACUGCAUCGUGGGAAAAAAACGCCGCUUCAGGCACCCGCAGAGCACAAGGCAAUAAACAAUCACAUCACCUUCGAUGAAGUCACAUGACCUUGAUUCAGCAGUGUGGCAGACACAUUGGACAUCCACGCUCUUUACCGUGCAGUCGUCCUAGUCAAGGUGCAAUGCUAACCACAUUAGUUAUGUCCUCCGUAGUGUUGUUUUGGCUCAUUCUUCCCUGGCACGCACGUGUGUUUGUGUGUGUGUGUGUGUGUGUGUGUAUGUGCGUGUGUGUGUGUGUAAAAAAUGUCAGUCAUGUCAAUGAAUAAUAGUGUCCCUCCCCAGUGUUUUGCUCUUGACCUGUCACAACUGGAGCAUAAAUCAGCUCAAAACUCACUGUGUGUAACUGCAGAGACUGUGUCUGUGUAGGAAAAUUAUCUGGUGACAGAUGGAAUUUGCCACUUUUCAAAACUGAACUUAUUUCUGUAGAUAAAUGUAUUUUCUUCUUUAUUUUUCCACAGUAUUAUAUAUAUAUAUGACAAUACUUUUGUGACAUGCCUUUAUUGACAAAAAUGUCAAUACUUGUGUGGCAUAAUUUUUAAUGCAUUUGUUUAAAAAAAUCAAAUUGGAGUUGCCUACACCUAACAAAAGUCAUCAUACAUGUCAUUGAUAUUUAUUGGUGCACUGGUGCAGUUUAAUUAAUAAUUUCGUGUCAGUAACACAACAAGAAACCCUUAACUGCAGCAUAUUUAGUAUAGUAUGGAUGGGAUGUUUUUCAAAAAAAUAAUUUUAGUUCUAGUUAUUUUGCUGAUAUUCCAUAUGAACCACUACUCAGACACAGUGGCAACAUGUUGAACUACUACAGUAAAACAUUAAGGCACUCAAAAUGAGCAUGGCCUUCCCUGCAGCGCAUGCUUCUCCGUGAAGAAUGGAUCAGCCAUGCAGACAAUCACGAGUGUCCUCUCAUAGGCAUUCUGGGUAAUUUUCCUAAAUGGAAGUCUAACUGUCGUUCACUCUGGACCAAUAACUUAAUUGUUGAGAGUAGUGAUGCAUCACUUGAAUCAAUGAGUUAGGCAAAGACCAUUGUGCGACCCAAUUCCGCUUCUAGCAGGCCCAGAAUAUGGCUGUUGCUAGGUUAUUUUUAGUGUCUUCUCAUUUUCAAAUGUAUGUUAACUGCUAGUCUAAUGGCUAACGUGAUAACUGAUGUGAUUAGUUUGGAUAUGUCCGCAAAACCUAGCAAAAGAUGAGAUGGAGCCCCCUUGACCUUAAGCUAAAUCCAACCAAGAUACCUCAGAUGCAACGAAGAAAAUGGAAGGACUUCAUCAUUAUGAAUUCGAUUCCAAAUCUAGGAAAUAUGUCCAGCCCAGCAUCGCACCCUGUGGAUGAACAGCUCUAGAUACCUUCUCUUCUUCAGCAGCAUGCUUUGUCAUUUAUAGGCGCAAUUUCCUGCUAAUGUGACCAGUUCAUAGAAGAGCAAUAACAUAACAUUUAAAGCUUUCUCUUUCAUGAGUAUCAAUAAAAAAGAUCCUGUUGACAUGGACCCAUUUGGCUGUGUCCCCUAAUAUGGUAUAUUUUUAUAAUCCUUGCUGAUGCACACAAAGGUCAGUAUAAUAGACACAAGAAUUCUAGCACUUUAAAACUAAAAUAGCAACUGCAGAGAAAAAGGGAACACUAGUUUAAUUGCUGCAUUAAUGAACAUAGUUAUGAUCAGGAUCCAGUAGUAUUCUGGUCAAUGUGGACUAAAGUUACUACAGUGCUUGUGACAGUAUCAUAUCUAAAGAAACACAAAGAAUGCGUACAAAGAGUGAAACAGAUUUCUCAGAUUUUCUUGCUGUUUUUUCUUAUGUUUGUGUAGUGUGCGUGCGUGUGUGUGUGUGUGUGUGUGUGUGUGUGUGUGUGUGUGUGUGUGUGUGUGUGUGUGUGACUAUCAGUAAAAUUACAAAAGUACAUACUAUACCAUAUGUACUUCAUCCUUAUAUUAAAAAAUGACAGUUAGUUUUGUUACUCAUGGAAUUGCUGUUCAAACCUGAUGGCUGGAUAUCAUUUCUCAUUUUUAAAUAGCAAUUUGUUUAUACUGAUUAUAUUUUGCAUAUUUAUGUUCACAACUUCUAUCUCCUAUUUGUUUUAUAGUUUGUACAGGAUUUUUGAUUGUAAAAGGUACAUCCUUACCUACUUUUUUAAUUGCUAAUUUCUAUCUAUGUUGUUAGCCAUUACCACUUGUUUAGCUGUUGGUUCUGUAUGGAUGUGGUAGAAUGGUGUACUAUUGAUUUUACAUGGUUCCAGCUCCCUGCGUCCUUUAAAGACUUUCAUCUAAUCAAGGCAUAACCCUUUUACACAGUAGAGGAAAUGAAAUUUAAAGUCUUUGAAUAAAAAAAUUCUAUUCUAA
Messenger RNA from Electrophorus electricus (electric eel), 3783 nucleotides. The record is from RefSeq and is a predicted model, not a curated record. NCBI's taxonomy places the organism in Eukaryota, Metazoa, Chordata, Actinopteri, Gymnotiformes, Gymnotidae.